AUGUCUGUCUUCGAACCGAAGACAGUCCUCACUCUUCUCAAGACUUCGACUGCUGUCUCCCCUCUCGAGAAAAACACCUUUGAAAAAAAAUGGAGGGUUAGCGUAGAGAAACGAGUCAGUACAUGGAACGAGGCACGCAGCCAUAUGAACAACCCACGUCCGCAGUUCCAGCUACAGUGGGAGUCCGAGAUCGUUGAGUAUGUCCAGUUCCUGUGGGAGAAGACACGAACACGGUCAAAGAAAGGCGAGCCCAGCAAGCUAGGAGUGAACGUCCCGUUGCUCGGGCCACGGUUUUUACCUCCGUCUUACCUGCAUGUCCAGAAGCGCUCUGGAGGUGGAGCCAUCGAGCCGACAAUGCAAUACCUCAAACCGCUCAACAUCGUGCAUCCGUUCUACUACCCACAGCUUGGACAAUGUCCAAGAUGUGGGUCCGACAAGGAUACGGCUUGGGAAGGCUGGACGAGUAAAGGAGCUCGAGAGCUCCAUGGGCUGUUCUGUGAAGAAGCAGCUCUGGGCACACAGCUCAGAUGCAACCGCUGCAAGGAAUCGUCGAAGGCGAAGACCAGAGGGGACACUGCCAGUGGUAUGGUGGCUGGCAUUGAGGGAUACUGCUUCGCAACGACGAGUGCGAUGUACUGGAAAGGCUGGGAGCAUUGGAGAAUCCCACAUGAGUCCCGCGCACAGCAGGUCGUCAGUGAUCUGACGUAUUCGACUGCGGCAGGUGGCUUACCUAUAUUUUUCUACCGCUGCGCAUUGACACGCGACCUCUUUGACCUCCUCAUCGAGUUAUGGCCAUCGUCGACCUCUGCAGGUCUCGAAGAAUGUGUUAGGCAACUCCAUCUCUUCAAGCACAAGCGCAGGAUGUUGGAGUACCUUGAGGCUGUCAGAGCUCGCGAAUGCCAGAACGACUCGAAGAACUCACUCGGAAACUACUUCAACAGUGGUGUGACUUCGGGAACGUGCCUUCAAGCGUUUUCGGCACCCGAUGACACACUUGGCUACAGCGACAAAUCAGUCUCUCGCGAUACGAUAACCGAGAUCGAGAGUGCGAACUACUUGAAGUCGCUAUCAGCAAUAUGUGCUUCUCUGGACAACACAUUCAAAGCCACGAACAAGGCGACACUUACCAACAAGGACGGCCAGAAGACGAAGGAAAUCAAGGGCGGUAUUCUCACUGUCUUGAACGAGGGCAAUGAGAUUAUUUCCUGGAGGUUCUGUCAGAUGCGCACUAACGCAGAGAUCGCAGAGCUCCUGCUAGGCCUCAAGCAUCGCCAUGACGUCCUUGGUCUCCCACAGCCGAAAAUGAUGGUCGCCGACAACUGCUGUCACAUUCGUGGCGCAGUGGCAUCCGCCAUGCCUGAGACAGAAGCGAAGCUGGACGUGUGGCAUUUCAGUGCCAGAUAUGUUGCUGCAAUACUGAACGCAAGCAAGAGUCCAUUUCGCAGUGCUAUUGCUGCCGAUAUCUCAGGUGCAAUCCUCAAGAUGCACGCAGAACAUGGACGUCCAGCAGAAUACUGGGAUCGCAGAGAACAAGAGCAGCGCCUUCUUGCAGCUUUUGAAAAGUGGGCCGAGAAAGGUGUGUGGUCAGCAGCGGCUCAGAAGGUACAUCAAGAACAACUCAAACAUGUCCGAAAAGGGUGUCUCGAGCGCUCGGAUCAACACCUCAGGUCUGACGGCAGCCGUGUUGAAGGCACGCACAAAGGCUGGAACUCAUUGCAGCGCGCCCAACCAAGUGGGAUUGUGAUGCUGACUGCACUCGGUCACGACUUCGUCCUCCGUUGCAACAUUCGGGUCGCCUUCAGUAGGCGUCAAAUGACGCCCUUUGUCGAAUUCACCCAUGGCUCCCACCACAUCCAACUAUCUAACCACGUCGCAAAACUCUACAACAGACUGCGCGAGAAGGGCACACAGCUGCUUCCUCUCCUACCAGAACUCCCAGAUGUCGACUCUGGCGAGACUUUUGGACUGGUUGCAUCGGACAAUGCAACCACAUUUGGUGGGUUGCUCAUCAAGGAAGAGACUCUGGACGCCGAACUCGCGCACAACUUCGAGGUUCACACUGAUAGCUUUACUGGCGGGACUGUAGACUUUGCGACUGAAGCCAGCCGCAGCAUCAUGAUUGAGGACUGGCAGAUUGAUCCCGCACUCCUUGAUCAGCCUGCUGCACAGCUGCCGCGCACUAUGACGGCUUCUAACACUAACACUCUCCCUGCCGAAGUUGCACCUCCCUCCCUCAUCAAACGCAAGGCCAUUUGCAUCUCGCCCAACUCCGACGACAAGUCAAAUGGCGGGUCCGCCACUACAAAACGACCUCGGACUCUGGGUCCAGCCAGCACCAAGACACUUGAUGGCUACUUUGCCUCAGGCCGUCUUCUGACAUGGCAUGGAGAGCCUCCCAGUACUGCCGCAGGAGAGGUCGCCAGUCCGUUCUCGCCCCCGACCAACGAUACACACCCAAAGGCUGCCAGUGCUCAGGCUGGCAACAACAACCCGCCAAUCACCCCCAACCAACGAUACACGGGCAUCAACGAGGCAGGCCAGACCCGGUCCCAGUGCCUGUUCUCCAUCGCAACGGGUAUCGAUCCUCGCUCACUCACCUUCCAAAAUUCGGACGAGUUCUACCUGUUUAUGAACAUGCGAGCCGAGUUCAAGUGGCUGUCAUACCAAAUGACUUCGAAGCGCUGGGUGCUGGCAACGGAGGAGUACAAUCACCGUCUCGUCGAGAAAAUGGGCCAGUCCAUCAUCCAGAAGAACCCACAGGCCCUCCUGCGCGCACUGGGUGAUAUUGAGCCCAAACUGAUGAACCGCAUCAUCAAAGACGAGUAUACCUCAAAGAGGAACAACGAGACAUUCUGGCGCCAUCAUUGUUCUGUUGUGCCCCUCGUCAAGGAAGAGCGAGGGAAAAAGCCUCGAAAGGCGCAGACGUGCUCGCGCUGCCAAACCAUCAUGUACCCUGGCCCCGAAAACUCGCCACUCAACCACAAGCGGGGCUACUGCGCUGACGGUGUCAAGCAGGUGUCGAAGAGCGGCGAAGACCUCCCUCCCUGGCCUCAGCCUCAAGGGCUGUUCUCCGAAGGUCGCACAUUUCACCCACACGCGUUUUUGUUGGCUGUUCAGCGCGUCUUCAUGCAGGGACCGGGAGAGAUGGACUUGCUUGAAACGGAGGCCUUCGCGAAGCUGCUUGCAUCGCGCACUGAGAUCCGCGAGGAUGGCGCAGUGCUUUUCCAACUGUUCACCAACUUUGUCGUUGACCCAUCCACCCCCCGCGAGCGCAUCGUCACCCACAACGACAAGCAGUGGCUCAGGAUUAAUUUCCUCCAGCAGCAGCAGCUGUAG
Molecule: messenger RNA, 3336 nt
Organism: Suillus discolor
Lineage: Eukaryota; Fungi; Basidiomycota; Agaricomycetes; Boletales; Suillaceae
Exons: 13
Coding region: 1-3336 (1111 amino acids)
Source: RefSeq, a predicted model, not a curated record